Paramuricea clavata is the source of this 3885-nucleotide messenger RNA. The record is from the annotation of a GenBank genome assembly. NCBI's taxonomy places the organism in Eukaryota, Metazoa, Cnidaria, Anthozoa, Malacalcyonacea, Plexauridae.
AUGGUGGUGGAGGCAUUGUUCUUUUUGAAGGAGAAGAAGACCAUUUACUAUCUUGUUCACUGUGCAGACUACAUUGCUUCUGAAUAUUUUAUUUAUGUUGGAAAGAUGAUUGCCCAUUCUGUUCUUCACAGUGGUAAAGGAUUUGUUGGGUUGUCACGGGCUAUAUCAGAGUUCAUUGUUACAAAUGAUUUGGAAAGGUCCAUGCUAAAAUUGAUUGUCAAUGAUAUUCCUGAUUUGGACAUCAGGGAAAGCCUUGCGAAGGUAAAAAAAAACAUACACGUAAAGUACUUUUAAAUGAAAGUAUUAGUUCAUUGUACAUGCUGCACACUGCAUUUUCCCAUUGAGCGCCCUUCACUUGAGAAGUACAAUUGUGUGUCUUUGGGCAGGGUAAAUGAUGAAGUACUGUACCGUACAGCAGGGCGCAACGUGAAAAAGGCUAAUUGGUUAAAAUCUAUACUAUUUAACAAUUAGACAAUGAAGCCGAGUUGUCUAUGAGUGAUUAGUAUAAAUUUCCAGGUGACUAUUGACUUUCCUGCAUUCUGAUUGGUCAAGAUUCACUGUCUCUGAAGUGAUAGUCACUGGUCAGUGACUAUAGCUUUUUGCUUUUUUUAAAAAAUGGCUGCUCGUUUUGCCAUUGUUACGGAAGAGGAAAUUGCUCAAAUUAAAGAAAACAGCAUUCCAAAAAAAACGAAAGAAGCUACAAAAUAUGGUGUAAAAAUAUUUCAAGGUAAAAUAUUAAACUUUAUGUGCUUUUAUUUGGAAAAAAACUGGCUUCGUCGUAACGCGACACAGAGCCGUAUCUGAAAUUUAAAUUAUGUAAACAAACUAUUUAUAGUGAAAAUAAACACAAAAACUUCGUUUAUUUAAUAUUUAGAGUGGUUUCAUGACCAAGCUGAAUUUACAACAGCAUUUGAAUGCAUGAGUACUGAGGAAAUGAAUAAGUGUCUUUCCAAGUUUUACGUCUCAGCAAGAAAGCAAGACGGAAAUUACUACAAAAAAACUAGUUUGUUGUCCAUAAGAGCAGCGCUUGACCGCCACUUGAAAUCGCCGCCUUACAACAAAAGAUUUUCAAUAUGCGAUACCGUGUUGUUCAGUGAAGCAAAUAAAACUCUUAGUUCAUACCUGAAGCAGCUCGUGAAGAAUGGAAAGAUAGCAGCCACAGUACACAAAGUCAGUUUGACAGCCGACAUAACCAAAAAGCUGUAUGAAAAACACGAGCUUGUUGAUGUUGAUACACAAAGUCCUCGGGCUUUGCUUCAAACGGUUUGGUUUCAAAUUUCCAUCUACUUUGGAAAACGUGGUAGAGAAAACCAAAGUUCACUUAAGAAGUCAAUGCUAUGUCUAGUCAAAACCGCAGACGGCCAAGAGUACUUCGAGUUGAACAGAAGCGAACCCGGCGCUGUUCUCACGAGCAAAAAUCACACGGGAGGUCUAGAUGGCUCUGAAGAUCACUCCGACGGUAAAAUAUUUUCCCAACGCGGUUCUAAACGUUGCCCUGUCGAAAUCCUUAAAACCUACUUGAAUCAUCUUAAUCCAAAUAUUUCCGCGUUAUUCCAAAGGCCAAAAAGCGAGAGCUCGGCAAAAUUCAACCCAAAAGUUCACGAAGUCUGGUACGACGCUUUAAGGUUGGCCACAACACGCUCGAAAAUAUGCUGCGAAAGAUGACCGAAAGGGCUGGAAUAACACCAUAUCUAACCAACCAUUCCUUACGAGCGACAACCGUGACAGUUUUGUCCAGCAGCAACAUCGAGACUCAGCAAAUAAAAGCCAUCACGGGGCACAAGAGCGAUUCCAGCAUUGAAAGCUAUUGCGAACGACCAACGCUUGGCCAAUUCAAGGAAAUGUCAACGGCAUUAACAUCAUUUAUCCACAGCGACAGAAGUCCAGAAUCUCGAAGCCAAUCUCUCGAUUUGUCGAAGGAAAAACACGGGCAUUCUGCUACGAUCUUAACACCAAUUUCAACGCCUUCAUCCUGCCAAAAUUUGCAGUCGACUGAACAUGAAAACUUCUUCACGUCGCUUGGCUUGAAUUCGAGGUCAAUUCUGCCAUCGGGGUCAUUUAACAAUUGCCAGUUUACAUUUAAUGUAAAUAUGAACAAUUGUCGACAAUGAUUUAUAAUAACUGUACAUUUAUGUUCGAUUUAUACGGCAAUAUUGGAGCCAAACUGUUAACUUGUAAUGUGAACUGUUGACAAAGCGACAAGCUUCGAAAAAUGAUGAGUCGCACGCGCAUGUUCGGCCGUGACGUACUUCCAUGUUAUUAAUUAUUAAUUAAAAUAAUAAAUUUGAAGUGAAUUUUUAUAAACUUGUGUUACUGUUGAUUUAUUUUAAUAUUUGUGAACACCUGGAAAUUUAUACUAAAACAAUUAGUCGCCUCAGGCUCGGUGAUUACAAGCCUAUAUUCACUUCGCCUUCGGCUCAGUGAAUAUAGGCUUGUAAUCACCUCGCCUUCGGCGACUAAUUGUUAAAUAGUCGACGAGGCGAAGCCGAGUUAACUAUUCCCUCACAGACAACAAGGCUGAGUGAAUUUUACCAUUCAAUAUUUUUCUUAUCCAGAUCCAAGAUGCACAAAAGAAUGAGGAUCUCGACUUAACACCAAAUGAGCUAUUAAUGCUUACUGAAGCUGCUUUUGUAAAUGAACUAGUUACAAUAGAAAACAAAUACAGGGCAUGCCAGUGUGUCAUGACCCAUGUUGUUUUCCAAAUGAGAAAAGAUGAAAUUGAUCAAUUGAGAAGAGGGAUGGAUUGUAUUUCUUUGCUUACAUUCCUGAAGUCAAAUGAAGGUUGCUUGCCCUUCAUAUUUCCUCUUACUGGCGAUGUUAAAAUUAGUGUUGAUGAAUUGUUACAAUUAAUUCCACAAUAUUCUCCUGAUAUGGGAGACAAUGAGAAAGUUAUCAAUUGGCUUAUUAAAUAUGUAAAAGAUGUGGGAGAAAGGAGAAAAGGUAAUACAUAUAAUUCCACAGCAGUAUAAUAAUAAAUGCAUAUAUUUAACUUUUACAUUUGUUAUUACUGUAAAUUACAGUUUACGGUUUCGUACAAUGGUAUUUAGUAAUAAUCGGUUUCGUACAAUGGUAUUUAGAGAGUAAAAAAAUUUAGUGUCCUUUUGUGUCCUGAAUAUUAAGUGCACAUACUCUGUUCUUACCGGUUAAUAAAAGCUAAGGUUUUGUCUUUCGAAUGACACAUUCCUUGUAUCAUUACAAGCAGAAUUAACCAAAUACGAGCCGAUUAAAAAUUUCACUUUUGUGCAUAAUUAAGAUUCUGUGGAGUAUUGAUAAAUGCACGCUUAAUAUAAGUCCGAUUUUUUAUCAAAUGUUCCUCAAAUGUUCAUUAGUGCAUCCAGAAUAUGAGAAAGGUGUCAAGUAGACAAGUAAUAAAACAAUUUAUGAAUUAUUCAGAGUUUUCAAAAUGUUGUACCUUCAUGCCUCUGAGUUAUGCUCCUGCUGGUUUUAAGAUAUACUUUUCAAAAUAUCAUUCUUUUUCACCAUGCAGCUAAAUAGUUAUGAAAAAACGUGUCGGCAUUUUUUUAUGUUUUUCGCCAUUCGUCUGAUAUGGUGAUUUCGUUGAGAACUGUAUUAUAUUUUAGAUGUUUUUGAACAAAUCGCUCAUCAUUCACUAAAUAGCCUACCCAACUUUUUAUACUUUUAGGCGAGAAAGAAGGCAUAUUGUCAGCGUUACCGUCACUGGAAGAAAUGGUACAGUUCCUUGUUGGGCAUCCAUACCUUCCUACAAAGCAGCUCUGCAUUUCAUUUGCACCAACCCCGUUUCCAGAUCCUAAUGCUUGUUUCAUGUCCGUAAAACUACCAAAUAUGUACACAAAUUAUGAAGAUUUCAAACAUGCCAUGAAUGUGGCUAUCACUGCACAACAUUCGGGAUUUGGCAGAGGUUGA